Molecule: messenger RNA, 1701 nt
Organism: Rasamsonia emersonii CBS 393.64
Lineage: Eukaryota; Fungi; Ascomycota; Eurotiomycetes; Eurotiales; Trichocomaceae
Exons: 1
Coding region: 1-1701 (566 amino acids)
Biological process (GO): endocytosis; endosomal transport
Cellular component (GO): cytoplasm; plasma membrane; intracellular membrane-bounded organelle
Molecular function (GO): protein binding
Source: RefSeq, a predicted model, not a curated record
AUGGCGUUCAAUGCCUAUCCCCCGAAGAAUCAGGCAUCAAAAAAUAACCAGAAUCCUAACGGAGCGAUGAGAGCGGCUGUUCUGGCCGAUCGAACAAAGCGUCCUACGCCGUCGCCUAAUCGUCUCUCUCCUGAAACCCCUGAAGAAGGCUCCGUGAAGGAUAAAAUCAGAAAAUUCUCCGAGAAUUCUCUUUCUGCAAGCUCAUCGCAGGCCGAAGACAAUAGGGUUGGACGUCUUGGUUCAAGAGCCCAAACUCCGCAAUUACUGGCCGCCACGAAAGCUGCAGAGAGAUCUGCAUCUCGAACCCCCCAGGAUCCCACCCCGACGGGGCCGACAUCACAGGGAAAACAGCCCAUAGUUGGUGAGAUACAUUCUCCUGGAAAUGGCAUGUGUCAGCAAGGAGCGCAGCCUGCUCCCACGCCCGACAAGCAGCCUCAGCAGCUGCCCGCACCCAUACCUAUUCGCCGGAUAUCAUCUAAAAACAUUCCUCUACGUGACGAUUUGGAUGGUGGGAGCGAUUCUUGGAAUACCCAACAGCCGAUAACUUACGGUGGACCAGAUGCUCCAGAUACCACGGAAAACUCAUCAACUACGAGGUCUACUAGCCCUGUAAAGUCUACUGCAAGGGAACAUACGAAAGAGUCGACAUUAGAGACUGUCAAUCGUUUACCGAGAAGUCAGGAACCGACGAUAUCUCAGAGGAGCCCUGUUCCCGGAACCAGCAGUCAAGCGUCCAAAGAAAAUCUGGCCCACACGAAACCAUCUCCGUCCAUCUUAGGUGAGCAAAAGCCAAAGCUUCCGCCAAGACCAGCGGCCUCAAACUCCAAUGGGGAGGACCAGGCCUCCCUGGCGAGUCUGCGAGAUGACGUCCCCAAGAAGAAGCGGUCAGACUCUGUCAGUACGCCGUCAUCAUAUCUCCCGUCGACAUCUGACCAGACGUCGACCUCGACCCGGACUCCGACCUCCAGACAUGACAACGGGGACGUGGAGGAGGCGUCGGGGAUGAGUAAAGAGUCUCUGGCAGAUGCAAUCAUUGCCUCGUCCCUUGCAUCCUCUCGCGCCCCGUCGCCGAUGAAAGCGCCUCCACCACUUCCACCACCCCGCCGGCCCAGGUCGCGUUCCCUUCUGCAUCCAGGAAGUAUCCUGAAGGGGGAAACGCGUCGCACACCCAGUCCACCUAAGGGAUUGAGGCAGACGCUACGGGAUCCGUCCAAAUCCGACGACGAAGAAGAGAAGGAGAAAAGAUACAAUCGAAGACAUCUGAUACCACACCAUCCUCACAAGCAUCACGAGGGAGAUCGAAAGCGAUGGCGGAGAGAGAUCACGGAGCGAGAACGCAAACGAUAUGAAGGCGUGUGGGCCGCCAACAAGGGCCUGUGGAUCCCCCCCGACGCGCUCCGAAACCGAGCUUUCACCGACGAGCAGGAUUCGUCACGACCCCUGGUUCCCUCUGAGAUGGUGGUGAAUCUGGUGGUGCGUGAUAUCUGGUCUCGCAGCCGGCUGCCGACGCAUGUGCUGGAGCAGAUCUGGGACUUGGUGGACCGUCACGGGAUCGGGAUGCUGACUCGGGAAGAAUUCGUGGUUGGAAUGUGGCUGAUCGAUCAGCAGCUGAAAGGGCAUAAGCUGCCUGUCAAAGUUCCUGACAGCGUCUGGGAGAGCGUGCGCCACGUCUCGGGGAUCAAGCUUCCGCGAGAAUUUUAG